AUGAUCCGAGACUACACCUACCACAACUCGGCCAAAUCUCAGCCCCCAGCCUUCUACUGUUUCUUCCUGGAAGUAUCGCUGAAGUCUCCAAAAAUGGGCUCCAGAUCGCUGCCUGAGGAUUCUCCUCAGAUGAUGGCGCUGCGAAGAAAAAUCGUGCUUUCUAUUCUCUUUAUUUGCGCUUGCAUAGGAACGCCGAUAUGGAACUGGACAACGAGGCUAUACCGCGCUGAGUUACCUUACGACCAGAUAUACGCGCUACAGGCACAUGCUUUGGAAGAAGUGCACAUCGAGAUCCCCAUAGAGGUGAAAAGUUCGUCUGAAAUCAUAGACGUGACUCAGACGCUGUUGGAUUCACGCAUAGGCUUGAUUUUGGGAUCGCAGCCACGUGUGGACUGGAGGAUACAGCUGAAGGAGGCCGACUCCGUGCCUAGCAAUGCCGGUUAUCUGCUGGAAUUGAUCGAUCCUGACGAUGACAGCACGUUCCAAGACGUCGACGGCUUCCGUCUGAGACUCCGACUCAACUCCGAUAACGAUAUAUCGACUCCGGAACAGAUAUCUGACUAUCUAAUAGGGGAGAUCUUCCGAUCGGAGCUGGAUUCGCUGAAGAGCCCUCACGAGGACGAUCUCAUGACGAUCCCAUAUUCUUCGACCUACCAUAUUUCGCUGAGUUUGCUACAGGGAGCUGGGGAUAUCAUGGACUGGGACGUGGAAAGAUGCAGCCAAGAAUUCCAGCAGUAUCUUGAGUUUCUGAGACCCAUUGCCAGUUUCUCGUUGGACUCCCAGGUCGGGUACUACGCCAGUCUAUCAGAGGACACCCUUAAGAACAUCUGGGAUGAGGAGUCGCAGACUUAUCUGCUGACAGAGAAGGAGAUGUCAACAUUCAUCGACCACUCGGAGUGGGGACUGGAAGAAAACACCAUAUCUGAGAACGUGAUCAAUUUUGUGGUGUAUGUUCCUUCCGAGGCCAACUCACCGAUAACGAUAAAGGGGUCCAACUCAAACAGCUUCUUGGUACCACAAUGGGGAGGACUCAAGAUUCACAAUGCACCUAAAGGUUUACCGAUAAUCCUCGAACACGAUACGUUGAGCCCAAUAAUGGAGAUUUUUGCCUCUCAGUUGCUAUCGCUGUUGGGAAGUCCCAAAACUCCUGGAAGCUUUGCCAUACGGAUUGACAUACUCACGAGGGUAAGAACCAUCAAGAAUAUAGAAAGGGCCCUCAACAAUCUCCUGUCAUUGGCCAAACUGACCAAACAGCUUCCCACGAUCUCGAUCCCGGACUUCACUCUUGCGUACGUGGAAUCCGCUCUGAGGUCCAUCAACUCGGCAAUCACCCUAAUCAACUCACAGGACUUUGCAGAUGCCAACAAGCUCUCGAUUGAGGCGGUGGACCAAUCUAACCGUGCUUUCUUCGAGAAGGACAUGAUCCAGCAGAUGUAUUUUCCAGACGAACACAAGAUGGCUGUCUACGUUCCUUUGCUAGGUCCGUUUGCAACAAUCAUCUUUUUGGGUACUCUGAGGAUUUUCAAGGAGUGGAGUUCAAUGAGGAAAGAGGCAAGCAAAAUGGCUUCAACGACCGAAAAAGCACGAACCUAA
Kuraishia capsulata CBS 1993 is the source of this 1593-nucleotide messenger RNA. RefSeq lists its product as uncharacterized. Gene Ontology annotation, cellular component: GPI-anchor transamidase complex. Gene Ontology annotation, biological process: attachment of GPI anchor to protein. The transcript has 2 exons. The record is from RefSeq and is a predicted model, not a curated record. NCBI's taxonomy places the organism in Eukaryota, Fungi, Ascomycota, Pichiomycetes, Pichiales, Pichiaceae. Bases 1 to 1593 code for a protein of 530 amino acids.